Molecule: messenger RNA, 984 nt
Organism: Brenthis ino (lesser marbled fritillary)
Lineage: Eukaryota; Metazoa; Arthropoda; Insecta; Lepidoptera; Nymphalidae
Source: the annotation of a GenBank genome assembly
AUGAGUGCUAGCACAGUUAACAUCUGUGGUUCGAGCGACUUUACUAAGUCGAAUAUACGGCUGACAGAUGACGGAGAAAAUAAAACAGUACGCGAAAAAUGUAAGAGUGCAUUGAGACGAUUGAAGAAAAUUUUUAGUGAAACCACUGUAGAGCCAUGUCUUUUUGUUUACAUGUUGUGUACGGCGUUAUCGUCAUUGGCAGUACAAAAUAUGCAUUUAGAAAAAUCUUGCCGCGUGAAUUUUCAAUUCGGUGACGAGAUAUGCGAUCGUAUUAGAGAUAGAAACACGACUGGACUUGAAAAGCAACUAAACCAGGUGCAGUCCUUAGUAGCUAAUGUAGUGGCUUGGAAGUUCCCUCUACAGACUAGUAUUCCCGCUGUGAUGGUGCUUUUUGUUGGCGCGUGGAGCGAUCGGACAAAGAAAAGAAAAAUAUUUAUUUUAACUCCAUUCAUUGGUGAAAUUAUCGCGAAUAUUGGACUAUUAUUUGCGACGUACUAUUUUUACGAAUUAUCACUGACCGAGACCGCUUUAAUAGAAGCAUUACCGGCAGCGUUUAGUGGAAGUUAUAUUAUAAUUUUUAUGGGAAUGUACAGUUUUAUGGCAGAUAGGACCACAGUGGAAAGCAGGACAUUUCGUUUGGGACUUGUUACUAUUUGUGUAAGUUUAGGAACACCUACGGGAACUGCUUUGAGUGGUAUUAUUCUGAAAACUCUUGGUUAUUACGGAGUAUUUACUGUGUUAAUUAUUUUGUACUCUGUUACAUUUAUAUUUGGUUGUCUACGACUGGAAGACGUUUUACCUCCUGAAGAAAAUAGGAAUACAGUGAAUCAAAAUAAUCAGAUUAAAAAUGUUCUACAAGAUGUGUUUGGAUUGGUCGCUAAGACGAUUUUAGUUGUUGUGAGACCACGUGCAUUUGGGUUAAGAAAUGAGAUAUUGUCAGUCAUCAUCCUAUACAUUCUUAUGGUUGGACCGUUAUACGGUGAG